Messenger RNA from Patiria miniata (bat star), 1642 nucleotides. Its product is annotated as fatty acid desaturase 2-like. The coding region runs from base 272 to 1585 and encodes 437 amino acids. Gene Ontology annotation, cellular component: membrane. Gene Ontology annotation, molecular function: oxidoreductase activity, acting on paired donors, with oxidation of a pair of donors resulting in the reduction of molecular oxygen to two molecules of water. The record is from RefSeq and is a predicted model, not a curated record. Gene Ontology annotation, biological process: lipid metabolic process. Lineage: Eukaryota; Metazoa; Echinodermata; Asteroidea; Valvatida; Asterinidae. The transcript is spliced from 11 exons.
AUACAUGUCAUGCAUGUAGUUAGCUCGGCGGCCCAACGAGUCCUGUUUCCCGGAUAAAAUAUUUUGUUUAAAAUUGCAUGGUUCGGAAGCGCCCUUUCUACGGAUGAAGCAUUUGCGGAGGUGAGAAGUAACAUUGUGACCAUCUAGAUUUGUAGCUCAAGUCGUGAUGUACCUCUGCCUUUGAGUUGUAAGCCUGCAACAGUGCAAGUAUACUUGUACAUGAAGCAGUAAACCAAAGGAGCUGCACACUCGCCAUUGGUUAGUGGACACCAUGGGUAAAGGUCAUCAAGGUCAAGGCGUGUCAGAGGUCAACACACACGGCAACUACUCAUGGGAGGAAGUCAAGGAGCACAGUACUAAGGCGGACAAAUGGGUGGUGAUUGAGGACGGGGUGUAUGAUGUCAGCCAGUGGGUGAAGAGACACCCAGGGGGUUACAAGGUGCUGUCUCACUACGCUGGCGAAGAUGCUACGGAUGCUUUUGUCGCCUUUCACCCCGACAAGAGCGUGGUCAGGAAAUACCUUAAACCUCUCCGCGUCGGAUCGUUGUCAUCGGAGGACGCAGUCAAGGCGACCAUCGUAAGUGACAUGAGGGACCUGCGCAGCAAGGCAGAGGAGAUGGAUCUCUUCACUCCCAACCUCUGGUUCUAUGCUGCCCACUUGGCCCACAUUGUAGCCCUUGAGGUACUCGGUUGGAUGGUCCUGUGGUAUUAUGGAACAACAUGGCUACCCCUUUUGAUCACUGCUGCAUUGCUCACAACUUCACAGGCCCAAGCAGGGUGGUUGCAGCAUGACCUGGGUCAUCUGUCUGUCUUUCGUCGGUCUCGCUGGAACCACUGGCUGCAUUACUUUGUCAUCGGCGGGAUGAAGGCUGCUUCUGCUCACUGGUGGAACUACCGUCACUUCCAGCAUCACGCCAAGCCCAACGUGGUCAAGAAGGACCCUGACAUCUCCAUGCCAUACUUGUUCCUCUUUGGAGACAAGAUGCCUGUCAAAUGGGCGUCAUCGAAGAGGGGCUUCAUGCCUUACAACUACCAACAGAGUUACUUCUUUCUGAUUGGUCCGCCCUUGUUGCUCCCCGUCUACUUUCACGUGGAAAACCUGUACCAUGUUUUCUAUAAGGGGAUCUGGACAGAUCUUGCCUGGACAGUCAUCUUCUUUGUGCGACUCUUUGUCACCUAUGGGCCUCUGCUAGGUGGACUUGGUGCCUUUGGCCUGUACAUGUUUGUCAGGUUUCUGGAGAGCCAUUGGUUUGUCUGGGUGACCCAAAUGAACCACAUCCCCAUGGAGGUAGAUACAGACAACCAGCGUGAUUGGCUGACGAUGCAGCUACAGGCAACGUGUAACGUCCAUCCAUCCUUCUUCAAUGACUGGUUCACGGGCCACCUCAACUACCAGAUUGAACACCACCUAUUUCCUACCAUGCCGAGACACAACUUCUAUAAGAUAAUGCCGGACGUGAAGUCUCUGUGCAGCAAAUACGGCUUAAACUACCAAUCUAAGACACUGCUUGGUGCAUUCGCUGAUAUUGUACAUUCCUUAAAAUCUUCUGGCCAACUUUGGUAUGACGCCUACCACCAUGCCUAAACAUGCCCUCCGAAAGGUAGCUAACACCUAUUUUCUAUGUAAGCAGUGCCUUGUAAA